GACAUGAAAACGUAAAGAAAAGUGAAACUGAAAGACUUCAGUGUAGAUGAAACUUAAGUUGAGUUGGAAACUUCUUCAAACAACAAGCUUUUUAUUCAAACACUAAAACUAGUGAUCACAUCUUAUAUUCACUUACAGUCAUGGCAUCCUACAGUGGUCCAAUAAAUGAGGAGCUCCAUUGCUCCAUCUGUCUGGAUGUGUUCACUGAUCCAGUCACCACUCCAUGUGGACACAACUUCUGCAGAGCAUGCCUAAACAACGUCUGGACAAACACACAGACCUGCUUCUGUCCAUUCUGUAAAGAAACAUUCAGCAGAAGACCUGAUCUCAAGAUUAAUACAACCAGGGGGACUAGUGUUGUGCAACACUUUAAGGAGAAGCUCAAUCUGGGACGAUCUGAGGUGUUUUGUGACUUCUGUGAUGAAAGAAAGCAGAAAGCUGUGAAGUCCUGUCUGACGUGUCAAAGCUCUUACUGUGAGACUCACCUGGAGCCUCAUCACAGAGUCCCACGUCUAAAGAAACACAAACUGAUCAACGCUGUGGAAAAUCUGGAUGAUUAUAUAUGCCAGAGACACGAGAGACCUCUGGAGCUGUUCUGCAGAGAUGAUCAGACGCGUGUGUGUCUGUCCUGCACUGAAGGAGACCACAGGAACCACAACACUGUUCCUAUAGAGGAGGAGAGUCAACAGAAGGUCACAAAACAAAACACUGGGAAUAAGCUGGUUAAGACAAAGAUAGAUGUGCAGCAGAUGAUCCAGGACAGAAUGAAGAAGAUUCAAGAGAUCCAGCACUCAGUAGAACUGAGAAAAAGGAACACAGAGAAAGAGAAAUCAGCCAGUGUUGAGCUCUUCACUGAUCUGAUCCGCUCCAUUGAGAGAUGUCAGUCUGAGCUGCUGAAGAUGACGGAGGAACAGCAGAAAGCAGCAGAGAAACAGGCUGAAGAUCUCAUUAAAGAGCUGCAGCAGGAAAUCACUGACCUGAAGAGGAGAAACACUGAGCUGGAGCAGCUCUCACACACUGACGAUCAUCUGCACCUACUACAGACUUUCUCUUCGCUAUACAGCCGUCCACACAAGAACUGGACUGAGAUCAGUAUCGACUCUGAUGUGAAUGUGCUCCCUAUGAACAGAGCUCUGACUCUAGUAAAGAAAACUCAUGAGACACUAAAUAAAAAACUCAGUCAAACUGCAUUGAAGUUUGUGCAGAAGUUUGCAGUGGAUGUGACUCUGGAUCCUGAUACAGCGCAUCCGUAUCUCAUCCUGUCUGAUGAUGGAAAACAAGUCCGUCAUGGAGACAUUGAGCCAGACAAGAGCUUUGAUGUUGGCUUGUGUGUUCUGGCAAAAGAGGGAUUCAGUUCAGGGAGAUUUUACUAUGAGGUGCAGGUGAAGGGAAAGACUGAAUGGAUUUUAGGAGUGGCCAAAGAAUCCAUUAACAGGACGGGGGAGACCACACUGACUCCUGAGGAUGGAUUCUGGACUGUGAUUGUGAAGAAUGAGAACCACUAUAUAGUUUUUGAUAAUCCAGUUGUCAUGUUCCCUCAGAGAGGGAAACCUAAGGCUGUGGGAGUGUUUGUGGAUUAUGAGGAGGGUCUGGUCUCUUUUUAUGAUGUGGGCUCCAGAUCUCAUAUCUACUCUUUCAUUGGUCAGACUUUCACUGACAAACUCUACCCAUACUUUAGUCCAGGCCAUAAUGAAGAAGGUAAAAACUCAAACCCACUGAUCAUCACACCUGUCAAAACAAGAGAAUAAAUUCCUCUAGAAUAUAAAAAUAAAAUUCUAAAAGAUUAUCUAUUUUAUGAUUUAAGUUGCUUUUAAAAACAGCUGGACUUAUAUCACACCUAUGUUCGGGUAUUGUUGGGUAACAUUCUGCAUUCCCAAUCCCUCUAUAUGGAACAAAACAUUGUUCAACACUUGUUACAGUGGUUUCUUGAACUAGAUCUUGACUGUCAAAUCAUCAAGUGAUGUUUGACAAAAGCAGCUGCCAAUUCAGACAUUUUGGUGCACAAUAACCAGAGAAAAGUCUGUGAUGCAGCUGUGUAAUAGUCAAUAAUACAUGAAUACUGUAAUACAUGAGCAUCACCUUAUGCGGUGGUUUUGAUCUUUGCUGCGCCACUUGCACUAAAUGCUAUUGUCAUUUUCGCUGAUGUGCAGCCUGUACAUAUAUGUUAACAGACGGAGUAGACUUCCGAUGAACAAAAUAAAUAUGUACUAAAAAUGCACAGAACAUGCAUGUCUAGUAUGUUUUAACAAGAACUAUAGUAUGUCAGAAAAGAAAACGAAGAAUCAAAAAUAUGUAUAGGAGAUUUACUCAUUUAUGUUUUUAAUUAUUCAGUUUGCGUACAGCUGAACUGGAUGAAGACGACAUCACUGAAUCAACAAUGA
Messenger RNA from Labeo rohita (rohu), 2381 nucleotides. RefSeq names its product E3 ubiquitin-protein ligase TRIM39. Bases 141 to 1748 code for a protein of 535 amino acids. The transcript has 8 exons. The record is from RefSeq and is a predicted model, not a curated record. Lineage: Eukaryota; Metazoa; Chordata; Actinopteri; Cypriniformes; Cyprinidae. Gene Ontology annotation, molecular function: protein binding; zinc ion binding.